AUGAAUAGCGAGCAUCAAGGAACUCAGAAAUUUCACUCUUUUGCUUUCCCUUCUCCUUGUAGCCUGGACUCCCAUCCCUCCGUCUCUAUCGCUCCCUCCGAGAACAGAAUCUAAAGCGAAACCCUAGGACAGUUGCGAGCACAGAAAAUGGGAAGGCCGGCGCAGGAGGCAAUUGAUAUGUUUAUGAGCAUCACCGGCGCAUCCGAGGCCGUGGCCGUGCAGAAGCUUGAGGAAUAUGGUGGCGAUCUAAAUGAAGCUGUUAAUUCCCACUUCAGUCAAGGCGAUAGGAUGAAUUCUAGCACUGCAGAUGUUCCUGUGACUCGCAAUGAUUUUAUGGAUAUAGAUGAUCCUUUUAAUAUUACGACAGCAGCCCCUGCACUUCCCCCAUUUUCAGCCAUUCGAAGGCUGAACCCAUUUUCAAUUCUUGAAUCACAUUUUGGCCAGAGUCUUUUUGAUGGGGGUACAAAUGAGUUAACCACCCAAGCUCCACGGGUUUCACACCCAAGGGAUGUGAGGGAGAUUCCAAUUGAGUUUAAGGAUGAGAAUUCUCAUUCAGGUUCUUCUGGCCAUGGACCAAAAAUUGAGGAUAUUACUGGAAGUGUUUCUGCGAAUGAAACUGUGGUUCAUGGAACUGUUAUUAUUGAUGAUGGGGAGGAUGAGGUUCUUCCUGCUGAUCAUGGUGCUAACCACUCUGCCGGUGUUUCUGCUAGAAGACAUCCCACAACAAAUUUUACCCCUUUGGCAGAUGUGACUGACUACUCCAAUGAUAUAGAAGAAGAAAUGAUAAAAGCUGCAAUUGAAGCUUCAAAGAGGGAGGCUUUGGAAUAUGGAAGGCGGCAAUAUGAUGUUUCAGAUGAUUCUUUUGUUUUGGAGGAGUCUGAUCUUGCCCAUGCGGUGACUUUGUCUCUAAAGACAGCAGAAAAAGAAAGUGAAUUACGCGCUAAAGGUUUGGAUAUAGGUGAGCAGUCUUUCAAUGCAUCCGGCAGCAAGCCAGAAAAUUCUGGAAGCCUGCGCUUAAAUGGAAGUUGGAGCCAAGGGCCUGAGAGAUCAAGGCCUCAAACUUCUAAUCAAUCAAACAUGAAUGAAGGAGAUCCAUCAUUCGAAGAUGAAGUUGAUGAUGCAGAUGAAGAGCCACUGAUUGUACACCGUUCUAGACCUGCUGCCUCUGGAAAUGCUCCUGAACAGAUUUUGAGUACUCUGUCAAGCCCACGACGACAUGAAAUUGCCAGGCAUGCAAGACAUAAUGGAGACACAUUCAAAUCUGAUGAGUGGGGCGGCAUCUCCUCUGAAGAGCAUGAUGAAGCUGUGAUGCUUGAGGCAGCCAUAUUUGGGGGGGUUCCUGUUGGAACUUCAUAUCAUUUUGAAUACCCUCAUCAAGUUAUGCCGAGCAAUUAUGAUAGGGCACCUCAUCCACCAUCUCCAAGGCUAGCUGAACAGCGAAUGCUAAGAGAGCAGCAGGAUGAUGAGUAUCUUGCAUCCCUACAAGCAGAUAGAGAAAAAGAAUUGAAAGCCAUGCAAGAGACUGAUAAGCGCCGACUGGAGGAGGCAGCCGCUUUAGAAGCUGCUGUCAAGAGGGAAAAACAUCAAGAGGAAGAGGCUUACAGGAAGCAGCUUGAAGAAGAGGAAUUUGAGAGGAAACUUGCUGCAAAACAAGCAUCGCUUCCUCAGGAACCUUCUGUUGACAAUGAAAAUUCUGUGACGCUUCUUAUUCGUAUGCCUGAUGGUAGUCGUUGUGGGAGGCGUUUUCUGAAGUCUGACAAGCUGCAGUUACUCUUUGAUUACCUAGAUGUUGGAAGAUUGGUGAGGCCUGGUAGUUAUAGAUUGGUAAGACCCUAUCCUCGCCGUUCGUUCACAAAUAAAGAAAGCCAGCUAUCUCUAAGCGAACUUGGCCUGACAAGUAAACAAGAGGCUUUGUUCCUCGAGCUUAUCUAAUCCCUCUCUACUCUCUCUCUCACCAUCUUUUGUAUGGUUAUAUUUAUUUUCUUAAGACUAAAAAGCUGCUCUGCAAAUCCAAAUGCUCAGAAGUAUUGAAGAAAUUUAGCUGAUCUUGGUCUAUGGGGAAAAAGUAUGGCUGUUUUACCUCGACUUUUAGUUUUUUUUUUCCUUUUUUCUUAAUUUAUUUUUAUAUUUGUUCGUUAUAAAUUAGCAUCAUAUAUAAAUAUAUUUAUACAUAC
Molecule: messenger RNA, 2174 nt
Organism: Phalaenopsis equestris
Lineage: Eukaryota; Viridiplantae; Streptophyta; Magnoliopsida; Asparagales; Orchidaceae
Product: plant UBX domain-containing protein 8-like
Exons: 11
Coding region: 148-1932 (594 amino acids)
Molecular function (GO): ubiquitin binding
Source: RefSeq, a predicted model, not a curated record